Mesoplodon densirostris (Blainville's beaked whale) is the source of this 3556-nucleotide messenger RNA. RefSeq names its product solute carrier family 16 member 5 (gene SLC16A5). The transcript has 7 exons. The coding region runs from base 622 to 2022 and encodes 466 amino acids. Gene Ontology annotation, molecular function: monocarboxylic acid transmembrane transporter activity. Gene Ontology annotation, cellular component: membrane. Lineage: Eukaryota; Metazoa; Chordata; Mammalia; Artiodactyla; Ziphiidae. The record is from RefSeq and is a predicted model, not a curated record. Gene Ontology annotation, biological process: transmembrane transport; monocarboxylic acid transport.
UCCCCCCACAGUCCCCAGGGUGCCGGGGUCCCUGUGAGCGCCGUCGCGGGGCCGCCCCGCCGUGGGCCUCCGGGGCCCCUUCCCGCCUGUGGGGGGAGAGGAUCCAGAAAAGCCUCUUGUCCGGGUCCUGGGCCGCCCCAGCCUGCGAUGGCCUGAGGGGUGAGGGGACAGGCACCAGCCAAGGCCUGCGCUGAAAUCUCCACGGGGACGCCGCCUGGACGUCCCAGAAGCCCCACCCAGAGGAGAUCCAUCCUGGGGUGGGUGGGAAGCCGAGUGGAAGGAAACUAGAUCCCGACAGCAGGGACUGAGCCAGGGUGACAAGAGCCACGCACCAGGCAGUGAUUGUGACUCCUGGUUGCCGGUACCAAGGGAAGACCACUUCUCUGCUGGGGCAGAGGUGGAGCCGGAGCCCCCAUCUCUGCUCUGCUCGAGUCUUCUGGAAUGGACCUACCUGCUGGGAAACCAGGUCACCCUUGUUCCUGGGCUUGCCUGCCCCCCGGAGAACACAGGCGGAUUCUUCACCACUGCGCCACCAGGGAAGCCCUCUGCGUGUGUAUCUACGCGGCCCGGGCAGUAGGAGCAGUGGCCGUGAGGCUGUAGCAGCAACGCUCGUAGCCGAGGAUGCCCCAGGCCCUGGAGUGUUCGGAGGGCUGCCGGGCCUGGAUGGUGCUCCUGGCCUCUGUGGUGACCCAGGGCCUCACCCUGGGCUUCCCCACAUGCAUCGGCAUCUUCUUCACUGAACUGCAGCGUGAGUUCCAGGCCAGCAACAGCGAGACCUCCUGGUUCCCCUCCAUCCUGACAGCCAUGCUCCAUGCAGGGGGACCCUUGUGCAGCAUCCUGGUGGGACGCUUCGGCUGCAGAGCGACGGUGAUGCUGGGCGGCGUGCUGGCCAGCCUGGGCAUGGUGGCCGGGUCCUUCUGCUGCACCCUCGGCCAGCUCUACCUCACGGCAGGCUUCAUCACAGGCCUGGGCAUGUGCUUCAGCUUUCAGUCAAGCAUCACUGUGCUGGGAUUCUACUUCACCCGCUGGCGGGUGCUGGCCAACGCGCUGGCCUCGGCGGGCGUCUCCCUGGGCAUCAUGCUCUGGCCACUGCUCUCCCGCUAUCUUCUGGAGGACAUGGGCUGGAGAGGCAGCUUCCUCAUCUUCGGCGGGGUUCUCCUCCACUGCUGUGUCUGUGGGGCCAUCCUGAGGCCCGUGCCUGCCGGUGUGACCCCUGAGACCAGAGAUGGCCUCCCUCCACCUUCCAAGAGACCCGCACCAGGCUGCCCGGCAGCAUGCGGUCGGGCCGUCCAGCGCCACCUGGCCUUCGAUGUCCUGCGGCACAACGUGGGCUACCGCGUGUACACACUGGGAGUCGUCUGGAUGAUCAUGGGUUUCCCGCUGCCCCACGUCUUCCUGGUGCCGUAUGCCAUUUGGCACGGGGUGGAUGAACACAGGGCGGCCCUGCUCAUCUCCAUCAUUGGCUUUAGCAACAUCUUCCUGCGGCCCAUGGCUGGACUGGUGGCAGGCCGGCGGGACUUUGCCAGUCACCGCAAGUACCUGUUCAGCCUGGCAGCCCUGCUCAACGGGCUCACCAACCUGGCGUGCGCAGCGUCGGCCGACUUCCGGGUGCUGGUGGGCUACUGCCUGGUGUACAGCGUGUCCAUGAGCGGCAUUGGUGCUCUCCUCUUCCAGGUCCUCAUGGACAUUGUCCCCAUGGACCGGUUCUCCAGCGCCCUGGGCCUCUUCACCGUCCUGGAGAGCAUCUCCAUCCUCAUCUCCCCGCCACUGGCUGGACUCCUCCUAGACACCACCAGCAACUUCAGCUACGUUUUCUACAUGUCAAGUUUCUUCCUCAUCUCAGCCGCCCUCUUCAUGGGUGGCAGUUUCUGGGCCCUGGGGAAGAUGGAGAGGCAGGGCCCGCAGGCUGAGGUGCAAGGAGCUGUAACAGAGGCUGCCCCAGAGCAGGACCUCACUAUGGAGGACACAGACGGUCCCAAGAAGCGGCUGCGCAUGGAGAUCAUGUAUGUGACCAGCGUCUGAGCCCCGGGAUCACUCACAUGUGUGACCGGCAUCUGAGCCCUGAAGUCAGUGAGUCCUGCCUCAGCCCAGGAAUGUCCAGCUACUUCGCCAGAGGCUGGGGUAAAGGGCUGCCCAGAAAGCCUGAACCAAAGGCCGUCUGGGUUCUGCACAUCGAGACUCAGCCAGGAGUUGGGACCUUAGAGGCUGACCUCCAGAGACUUGGGGUCCCUUCUAACCAGCAGAAUCCAGGAGCGGAUCCUCCUGACUUUUUUGCUGGGGCACCAGAGUACCUGGGGCCCAGAAAGGUGGGUCUGAGCUCAGCUCAGCUCUGUCACAGCUGGCUUGGUUCGGCUGGCUGCCUACGCUGCGGCUACAGCUCAAAACACUGGACCCUCAAGUCCAGCCUGGGUGCCUCCCAUGUGAUCUCUUUGUCCUUCACCCUCUAGACAGCUCCGAAGAGCUCAACCCUCCUCCGAGUCUCUCCUGCCCCCCUUCUUCCCAGGUGGCCGAGCCCUUGCCCGCAGGGCUGCCCCCAGCACAGGUCGCUGGGCCUCAUGCUACCUGGAACCUCGGGAAGAAGGGCUUUGUGAGAGAAUGUGUUGCAGUGGUGGAGGGCCAGGCUGAGGGCCCGUCUGGAUGCAGGAUUGGAACAGAUUCAAUGUCAGGUGGACAUUUAAUGUCCUGGCGACAGUGCAGAGAACUGGAGGGGAGCCCCUGGCUUGGGUCCUAGAAUCAGUGAAGUCUGAGGGCCCCCUGCACACUCAGCAGGGCCUGCUCUAGGGUCUCCUCUCUCCUCUGCCCCAUCCUGUAUCUUGGCUGGGAAGAUCAGUGCUGCGGGGCACGGGGGAGCCACACGUCAGACCAGGGGAGGAAGGAUUGCCUGGCAGGGGCCCAGGACCUCUGUGGAAAUGGAGCUGCUUGUGCAGCAGAAGCCCUUUCACUCCCCUCUCCUGUCAGCCUUUUCUCCCUGCUGUGUCAGAGGCGUCAACCCUGGGAUAAGUGGCUGGCUGGGCCAGCUGCCAGGCCACCCUGCUCCCCACCGGCCUGUGCGUCUGGCCUGGAAGUCAGAGCUUCUCCCCCAGACCGGCCGCCACAUACUCUUUUUGCUGGUGCCUUCCCUGAGGUCAUCACCUGGGGGCUGGCUGUCAUCAGCCCAAGCUUGUCCCAACAGUGUACCAACUGAGUGAGAGGAAAAACAGAGUUUGUUUGAAUUACACACAGAAACACUUUCUGCAGCGGGUUAUAAACCCUGUGAACUCACGAAGCUAGAAAAGAGGCCUGGAGUAAGUUUUCCCCCAUCCCCCUUCAGGGCUCCUCCCACCAAGGACCUUGUUUGUUGAUUCAAGCUCAACCAGGUUUCAACAAGAAACCCUUAUCAGGAGAAUUGAUUUUAUGACCCGACUUCAGCCUUCCUCCUGCAGGAGUCCAACUGGCGUGAGUCAGCAUCCUUGGGAAUGUUGUCUUUUCCAGGACUCAUGAGUGCCCCCUUCUGGCCAAAAGAGGUAGUACGGAGGUGAAGCAAAGGGCUCUGGGCUGGAAUAGAGACCUGAAUUCA